Messenger RNA from Myxocyprinus asiaticus (Chinese sucker), 4354 nucleotides. RefSeq names its product solute carrier family 45 member 3-like. Gene Ontology annotation, molecular function: sucrose:proton symporter activity. The transcript is spliced from 4 exons. The record is from RefSeq and is a predicted model, not a curated record. The coding region runs from base 1938 to 3611 and encodes 557 amino acids. Gene Ontology annotation, biological process: transmembrane transport. Gene Ontology annotation, cellular component: membrane. NCBI's taxonomy places the organism in Eukaryota, Metazoa, Chordata, Actinopteri, Cypriniformes, Catostomidae.
ACUAAUGAUGAUUGUGGUAUCAUAAAACCUCUUACAGUUGUGCAACAUAGAUUGUCUGAUUUAUGACACACUGAUGAACAGCAGUACAGAAUAUUCAAGUAACUGAUUGUCUUUUAUUUUGUAUUUACAUGUAUAACUUUAAUACUAUUUUACAUUUAGAUUGCAAAGACAUUUUGCUCCUCUAACAUUUCCUUGGCUUCCAUGGCUGCAGUUGGAAAUAUUUAAGACUCAAACAUAUAGGAGUUAUUUUUUAUUUAAGGACCUUUUUUUAUGAACUUGAACCUAUGUCCUUUGGCAUUUGCAUAAACCACUGCACCGCAGCUCCAACGUAUUUGUUUUCUAAUAAGUAAAUUUCAUUUAAUUUCUGGUUAAUUAAGGUUCAGACCCUUUCACUUGCAAAAUGUAAGCCAACACCCAUCAUUGUUUAAGACCUAAUAAUGUGUCCAUUGGAAUGUACCGGAAUAAGAAUGAAUAACCCGGUGGAGAAAAUAAACCCCGGAAUUAGUCAUAAAGUCAUAAAUUCAUAAUUUAUUUUUAUUCACCACAGGAGUUUGUGCUGUCACAGCAUUAUACUCUCAUUGCAGGGUUCUCCACUGGAAGCUGUAAAAAUCAGAUUCAUUAAUGUUGCUUUUUAUGAGCAAAGACUGCUAAUUAGAGGUGGCAACCGCAGUGAGGAGGCCCUUGAUAUGAGGCCUAGUCUAAUCAGCCCUGAGUGAAUGAGCUAAUGACAGAGAGAGCAGGGAAGGUGGACUCAGACAGGGUCACCUUACUGGCCUGCGGAUGAGAGAAACCCAAAUGUGUUUCAUAUUGUUCAUCACAUAAAAAAAUCAUAAGGAGUCAUGAGACAAGAGGACAAAAGGUGGCUGCAUCUACCAAAUCCAUGCAUUGGCAAUUAAUUUGCAAGCCUUGAAAAUACAGCUGUACACUGACUAACUAACUAAUCUUAUUUAUUGCAUUCACUAACUAACCAAUUAACGACUGUAAAAAAUAAACUUAUUUAAUUGCACUAACUAACUAUUAAUUAAACUUGAUUAAAACUUCAUUUUCCACUGCUCUGCAUUUACACUUCUGCCAUAGCAUUGUACUAUUCUAGUUCUCAAAUGAAAUUUGGUAUGGUAGCACUACUUCAUUAUUUUUGCUCUUGGAUUAUUUGCAGCUGCUUUUAUUAUUCUCAUUUGUAAAUUGUUUUGGAUAAAAGCAUCUGCUAAAUAAAUACAUUUAAGUAGAAACCAUAACAGUUCAUUUGACAGUAUCUAUGAAGAGAUACUGUAUGUUAAUUAGGUAUUUUGUUUUACUAGACGUGUGGAGUGUAUUUGGAUUCUGAAAGACAAAUGAUUAAUAUAGAAAGUUAGUGAAAUUACUAAACAAAGACUGACGUGACAAAUUUCUAGCAACUUUUAUUUUUCUGUCAAUACUGAAAGUGAAAUACUUUGCAAAGCAACAUAAUCACAGCCAAUCAGAUCAUAUUUAUUGUUUAAUAUACUGCUGUAUUUAAUAUACAGUGUAGCUUGAUUUUGGACCAAUGAGAUUUUGCUGUGGGCAGAACUACCUGGUACAAAAAUAGAAACCAAGCAACUAACAAAAUAUGUUGUUGCUUGUCACAGUCAUGGCUGGUUAGGACAUAAACUCAGAGCAGUUUUAAAAUAGAGGAUAUAUCACUUGUCGCUCUGUCACAUUGCGUUUGAUUGCGACACUGCGUAAGCAUUUUGGGGUACUUGUGACAGCUGUGCUCUUCCUUUCAGAUCAAGAAUGCUGAAGACAAGAUGGAUCCUCUAGUUUAUCUGAGCCUGCUGAGAGUCAGCGUCUCUACUCUCCCACACCCCAUUCGCCCACCGCGUCCCCGGGCACCUGACCCUGCUCUCUCCAACUCCUCCUGGAAGAAUCAGUAGAGCUAUCGCAGUACACACGGGAGACAGGUGAACUCUUCCUGUGUAAAUAUGACUGGAUGGAGGUCUCAGUGGCGUCUGGUCCUGCUCAACUCACUGACAUGUGGCCUGGAGAUCUGCGUGGCUGCUGGGAUCACCUAUGUGCCCCCUCUGUUGCUGGAAGCUGGUGUGAAGGAACAGUACAUGACAAUGGUUUUAGGUAUCGGACCAGUUCUGGGCCUUCUCUUCAUCCCCCUGAUUGGCUCAGCCAGUGACCACUGCAACAGUAGCUAUGGCCGCCGGCGACCCUUCAUAUGGCUUCUGUCAUUGGGUGUUCUCCUAGCCCUCCUUAUCAUUCCGCAUGCUGAUGUGCUGGCCGCCAACCUUAGCUGGGGCAGCGCCCGCCGUAACCAGGCUCUCCAGGUGGGCUUGCUCAUCCUUGGCGUGGGACUAUUGGACUUCUGCGGGCAGGUGUGCUUCACGCCACUAGAGGCGUUGCUCUCAGACUUAUACCGUGAACGGGACGACUGCGGACAGGCUUUCGCAAUGUUCUCCUUCAUGGUUAGUCUAGGCGGUUGCGUUGGCUACUUGUUACCCGCGUUGGACUGGAGCAGUGGGCUUCUCUCGUUCUACCUGGGAGGGCAGGCAGAGUGUCUGUUCUCCCUCCUCAUCUUCAUCUUCGUGGUCAGCGUGUUGGUCACCAUGAAAGUGUCCGAGGAACCUUCAUGUGGGACGUCUGUCCUGGAACCUGGGCCAUUGGAGACUGGAUGGUGUUUUCCGCACUCAUGCUGCUAUCUGUUUCAGUGUAAGCUGCGUUAUCUGAAGUCAGGCCCAUUGCUAUGCCUGCUGAGGACUUGCUGGUCUAUGACACCAGCCAUUUACCGCAGCUACUGCCAUGUACCACGUGUUAUGCGACAGCUGUGCUUGGCUCAGCUCUGCAGCUGGAUGGGUGUCAUGUCCUUCAUGCUCUUCUACACAGAUUUUGUUGGCGAGGGAUUGUAUGAAGGAGUUCCAAGUGCUGCUCCGGGCACUGCUCUCAGGCAACGCUACGAUGAAGGUAUACGUAUGGGCAGUCUGGGCCUGUUUCUGCAGUGUGCUACCUCAACAUUCUUCUCACUGGUCAUGAGCAGGCUGGUGCAUGUCUUUGGGUCCAGGAUGGUCUAUUUGAGCAGCAUGGUGAGCUUCACCAUUUCUGCCCUGGUUAUCUGUCUGUCCAAGAGUGUACUGUUGGUCACGGCUAUGUCAGCCCUCACUGGCUUUGCCUAUGCAACGCUGCAGACCUUGCCGUACACACUUACCUGCCACUACCACAAAGAGAAAGAGGUGUACAUGCAAAACAGCAAAACCAAAAAACUGCACAAGAAUGGAUUCACCAUCACAAGGGAUUCUGUUUGUUUUAAUUUAGACAAUGACCCUAGAGAUCUCAGCCACAAGAAUGGCAUUUCCAAUGGGCAUGCUUAUCACAACAGUGAUGGACAAGAAUAUUACCCCCCUCUGCACAAUCAAAAUGGUACACCCCUUGGUCUGGAGUCAGAGGAUUUUGAAAAACGUGGGGUAGGACUAGACUUUGCCAUUCUGGACAGCACCUUCCUUUUAUCUCAGGUCUUCCCCACCCUCUUCAUGGGCAUGAUCGUCCAGUUCACAGAGUCUGUUACUGCAUACAUCGCCUCCUCUGCCAUCUUUGGUGCCAUUGGCAUUUAUUUUGCCACCCACAUCAUCUUUGACCAAAAGGACCUCAGAAACUGAAAGAUGCAGUUAUGAUGUGAGUCAUAUCUUAAAAAUCUGUCCCCCUUGAACGUUUUGACUAAAUAACUGGCCAUAUUGUUUAAAUGUAAAUUACUUAAUUUACUGUCUAUGUUGUGCUGACUGCAUUGUUUCUACCUUUCUCAUUCAGGUUAUGUUUGCUUUGAGGAUGAAUUGUGCAUAAGCGGUCUAGACUGCUUUCUCCAUCAGAUUUCUAUGCCUAAAGACAAAUAAAAAUUUUGGGACCAAUGUCAAAUUGGACGAUGUAAAUCCUGUUAUUUCGUAAAGACUUUUUUAAAGAACUAUUUUAUUGUGUAUAUAUUUUUUAUAUUGAUAAUAUAUACAUAUAUUUAUAUCCCUAUGGGAAUUUUUUAUGCAACCCAUUUUGGUGAGGUCAUCUGUAUUGAUGUAGUCACACUAACCUCAUUUGACUUGUCAAACAAAAGUGUCUUUAUGAGGUUUCUUGGUCAGUAAUCAAGACUAAUAGCACAAUAUAGCCAUGUAUAAAAUGUCAGUCUAGUGUUCAAAAUGACAAUCUGGAAUAUUUUUCCACAGGAGACUUUACACACAGACCAUAACUUAUGUUAACAAACUGAACAUUAUUGGAAAGUGUUACCAUAUUUUUCAGAGCUGAAUAACUGUCUGACCUUUUUGUGUGUAAAUAAAUGUGCAACAUUAAAGUGCAUAAGAAAGACAAACCUUGCUUGCUAUAGAAUUAUUUUGUUAGAGGGAAAAAUAAUAGAAUA